Molecule: messenger RNA, 2340 nt
Organism: Dendroctonus ponderosae (mountain pine beetle)
Lineage: Eukaryota; Metazoa; Arthropoda; Insecta; Coleoptera; Curculionidae
Exons: 6
Coding region: 554-1534 (326 amino acids)
Source: RefSeq, a predicted model, not a curated record
UUAACUGGUGUUCCGUGAAAUGUAGUCAACUUUACAAAGCGCCAAGUUUCGGUACGAUUUUAGCGGAAAUUUUUCCAAAUUGUGUGUUUUUCAGUAAUUUUAGUUCUUCUGCUUCCUAUCGGUUGAAUGUGGAUUCAAGCGCAAAGUCCAACGAAUUGAAAAGUUAUUUUGAAUCGUGCGAGUUGAACGACUGUUCUGUGUAUAGUUCGGUCUUAAAUAGAAGCAACAUGUUUUAAAUGGAGCAUGUUCAGUGGAGUUUAUGAAUGUCAAACAUAUUUAUUUAUUUACGUCGGCAUUAUCUGGAAUAGAGCAAUAAAUUUUGAUAACAAGGCCGCCUUCAGUCGUUUUUGUAACUAACAAACGCUUCUGUGGAACUGUUUUGUAGUGUGGUUUUCCUGGAAUAAUGCACGAACAUUUUCCGUUUCACCUUUAAAGCGAAGUGCUGCCCAAAAGUGUUAAGUGUUGAGGAUUGUUGAUUUUGCAUAGAAUACACACGUUUACAAUGUGGAUAUUUUCUUGGCAAGCUCAGAAAUGAUAAGGAAGCAAAGCUCAGAUGUCACGUUGCACUUCGAAUCCCAAGCCAAAGUACGAGCGGCCUGACCACAAUGUAUACCAGGUCACCACUAUACAGAAAAACAAACAACCAGUCCACCCAUACCAUGUGCAGAAGCGGUACCAAAGGCAAGCAAGUAAUUUGGCUGCAACCAGUAUAGACAUCGGGUAUAGUGAGGGCACAGCCUCAGAAACCUGCUAUGAUUGCUGUGAGCAAAAUGAUCCCACCUACCAACACAAUCCCUUGCGGGAAAGUAGAGCUACUUUCUCGGACGAUAGCUGCUCUACACGACUACCCUCCUUUGAAUUCGAUGAAGAGUCUAAUAGAGGGUGCGCGAAGAGUGGUUUUGCUGAGCACCCUUGCCGACAAUCGCGCAGGUAUCCCGGAGUGGGUAUGCCUAAAGAGGCCUCCGAAGCUGAAGAGAGAUUAUAUCAUGAGAUACAAACGCCCUGUGAUAAUGGACCAAUGCCAGUUGCACCUAUUGGAAGACGUUUUGUCGCCUCUAGAUUAUCGGACCGACCUCAAAGUUCCAUGAGUUCGGUAUUGACCAGCACAAUGUUUUAUGGAUGUGGUGGCAAAUGUCAGACUUUGGAAAGUGUUUGUUAUUUCGUUUUACAGUUACUAUUUGCGAUGGGCAUUUUGAUUGGAAUGUCGCUUUGCAUAGCUGGACUGGUGCUGAGAAACUCGGCAGCCCGAAAUCUGCAAGUUCUGCUCUAUAUUGGUUUUCUGUUGGCUGCGGUCAGCGGUGUACUAUGGAGCAUACAGUGCAGGGCAAAAAACAGCGCACGUCGAAGAAUCAAGGCAAUUCAGACUGCAAAGCGAGCACCUAUUCAAAUGGAAACUUUAAACAUUAGAGCCAAUCCUGUACAUAAUCUGGAGCGAUUGCCCAGUAUAAGGGAGGCUCAAAAUAAGUCGAUCAGAAAAGCGAAAGAGUCCAUGCCCAAACUAACCAAAGUAUGGAAAAGCCAUCACAUCCCUUAACAUGAGAUGGUCAGGAGCUUUUCAGUCUUUCUAUAUGAUCAGAACGCUGGACUUUAAAAAAGACAAAUAAGCGGAAGAUAAGAGAUGCCUUCGAAAUGUUUUGUUGGCGCAGAAUGCUGAGAGUGUCCUGGACUGAGAAAAGACCCAACCAAUCGAUUCUGGACCAACUCAGAAUUAUGAAGAGAUUGAGCAUUGUGGUAGCGGCUAAAUUCUUUGGUCAGAAGAAAAUGGCUAAAUUCUUUGGUCAGAAGAAAUGGCUCAGUCUGCAAGGGACCGUUCCUGGCAAAAGAUCAAGAGGAAGGUUGCCCACAAAAACCUCACCAGAAGAUAGACAGGAAUGGAAAGGCUUCACAGAAAACAAAACUAAGCUAAGAAGAUCAGGAAAACGUGUUUCAAAUAUAAUUUCUACAUUUUGAAUGAGUUUGGUGUCUGAUUGCGUUCUGUUCCUUUGCUUAAAUUUGUUAGUUUUUACUUUAUGAAUUUUUCUGUCGAUUGAAAAUUUGCCAUUCGAGGCGAAAACGAGGGUGGCAAUUCGUUAAAAGUUCAAAAAACAGAUUUUCGCUGUUGUACUGGCAAAGCAAUGAAUAGUGAAAACUACUGGACAAUUAUAUGAAUUUUAGUGGCUUUUUUAAUCAAAAAUCCCCGACUUGAUUAUAAAUGCCUUGGCAUUGAUUGGGCUGUUUUAUCUUUUUAAACUCUUUCAAGACUUGUUUUGAACGUGUGUUUGCGGGUCGUAUUGCGAAUCAAAAUAUCCAGAAAACAGUUAAUCUUCAGAAAAAAAUCAUAAAUUAGGAGUGAGGACAGAU